This is a messenger RNA of Pomacea canaliculata, 5833 nucleotides long. Its product is annotated as inverted formin-2-like. Gene Ontology annotation, biological process: actin cytoskeleton organization. The record is from RefSeq and is a predicted model, not a curated record. Gene Ontology annotation, molecular function: small GTPase binding; actin binding. Lineage: Eukaryota; Metazoa; Mollusca; Gastropoda; Architaenioglossa; Ampullariidae.
GCAAGGCAGGAGCGAGUUGCGGGCCUUGCGCGACUAUUUUUAUACCUCCAGCACGGCUCACCGUGUCAAGCCAGCCAAAGACUGGAGCUGAUGUGUGAGUGGAGCUGCCAUUGGGAGAUACUCUCAAACUCCGCAGCAUUCCUCAGACCUGGGAUGUACGACUACAGUCUGGAGAGUUGAACUCGUUUCUUUUUCUCACCGGUCGUCUGCAAAAAGGUGCGAAGCAAGGACGGAUGCUACAAUGUCAACAUGUUUUGAUCGCACGUAAAGGAACACCAGACUCAACUUAACCACCUGCAAUGAGUUCCGUGGGGCAGGAGAAUGGGUCCGAGUCUCCAGGACCGCAAAAGUCCACGCGCUUCGGGAAGCGCAAGCAGAAGCGGGGCAAGAGGGCGCGUUCCGACGGAUUCGUCCUGGGGUGGUGGACAUCGUGCUCUCGGAUGAAGAAGGCGGUCCAUCAGCGGACAUGCGCAGAGGUAGCCUGGGGCCCGACCCGGGCGCCCUGAACUUUCUGUUGUGGAUCCGCAACCCCACCCUGCAGAACCUGUCCAACCUGCGCAAGGCCAUCAUGUCAAACGACCGCGAUUGGAUGAAGGAGUUCCUGGAGUUCGACGGUCUUGGGCUGCUCUUCCAGUGUCUGAACAACCUCAGCAGCUACCACUCCAGGCACCUGACGGACAUGGUGCUACGCAUGGAGUGCGUUAGCUGCAUCCGCGAGGUCGUCAACUCGCAGAUCGGCCUCGACUGUCUGCUCAAACUCAAAGACAGGACGGACAAUCUAUUUGGCAGGAGAUUUGCUUCAGCUUUAGGUACAGAUAACAUGAUGGUAAAGAUGCAGAUUUUCGAGUUGUUGUCGGCGCUCUGUGUCUACUCUAGAGACGGCUACUACCUCACGCUUGAUGCCUUGGAGAAGUACAAGACGUGGCAAAAGCAACCCUACCGCUUCAGCUUGCUGGUGAGAGAACUGGAGAAAGCCGACCUGCCGUCUUACCGCACUGCCGUCAUGGCGCUCAUCAACGCCGUCAUCGUGGCCAACGAGAACAUCCGAGACAGAGCGAGAAUUCGCAAUGAGUUCAUUGCCCUGGGCAUCCAGGAAAUCAUCAACGCGGUGCGCUAUGACGAGGACCGUUGUCUUCAGGUGCAACUCGAUGUCUUCGACGAAGAGCUGAGCGCCGACGCAGAUGCCUUAGACGAGCUGAGUCGAGAAUCCGUGGACGUGUCACGACCUGAAGACAUUUUUGCCGCCCUGUAUAAGAAAGUGAGAGAAACUCCACUAGUCUCGUCUCUUCUGGGAAUCCUGUACAAUCUUUAUCAAAUUGACACUACGGGUUUGCACAGUGAAAGUCUAUGGAAUCUGCUGGAACGACUGACGAGCCAGGCGGUGGAGAAUAUUCUGGAAGCUGAGAAGAUGUGUGCGAAGACGAAGCUGUCAGUAAGGGAGGAUAAAGCGGUGCAGGCCGGGGAGUCGGACCUCAGAUCCUCCAGUUCGAGGCUCUUGAGGCGGUCGGGAGGAUUCAGUGGCAAAACCGGAGGACAUGGAUCAGAUGAUGUCGGUGUAAAGUCUUCAGAAAACGCUGAUAAUGCAGCAAACAUGCUGAUGCCCCCUCCAGCACCACCGCCACCACCGUCUCCAGGGUUGGGAGCAGCUCCUCCACCUCCUCCGCCUCCUCCACCUCCAUCACCAGGCGGUACCUCCACCUCCACCUCCUCCACUUCUGGGAGGCCCGACCACCCUCUGUCCACCCCCACCACCCCCACCGCCCCUCUCACCCGGAGCCCCGCCUCCUCCUCUUCCUCCUCCCUCACCUGGCGUGCAGCUGCGGCACGUGAUGCCUCAGCAGCCGGAAGUCAAGCCCAUCAAAACUCCCUCCCCGUCUGUCAAGAUGAAGACGUUCACCUGGAACAAGAUCCCUCCGACAGCAGUCCGACAAAACAGCGUGUGGGGAGAGGUGAACACUAUGCCCACAGUGUGUCUGUGGAGUACCGGAAGCUGGAAGAGUUGUUUGCCCAAAAGUCUUCACACGACAGCGAAGAUAAACAUGAAGAAAACAAAGUUCUGAAGAGACAGUCAGCAUUUGUUGAGGUGACCCUGCUGGACGCCAAACGUAGCAUGAACAUCAACAUCUUCUUGAAGCAGUUCCGCAAAACCAACGAGGAGAUCGUUGACCUCAUCAGGAAGGGAGAUCACCGCGCCUUCGGCGUGGAGAAAAUCAAAGGACUCGUCAAGCUUCUACCGCAGCAAGAUGAGGUUGAGCUUAUUCAGAACUACGAAGGGGACCCUGAGAAGCUGGGUAGCGCAGAGAAGUUUUUCCAGACUCUGAUGCAACUUCCGGCCUAUCCCAUAAGGCUGGACGCCAUGCUUCUGCGUGCAGACUUACCCUCUCAGCUCUUCUCCAUUCGUCCGCACAUUUCUCUUGUAAAUAGCCUCUGCAGGCGUCUCUAUGACAACGCAUCGUUGAAAAAGUUCCUUCGAUUGGUGCUACACGCUGGAAACUUCAUUAACAAGGGCAGCAGUGCAGGUGAGGCAUGCGCGUUCCGCAUCAGCUCCCUCAACAAACUGGUGAUGACCAAGUCCAACAACCCGCGCCUGACGUUGCUGCACGUGCUGGUGGAGGAGGCGCAGCGCAAGGACCAGAGGGCGCUGGCGUUUGUAGACGACCUCCUCGAAGAUCUUCAGAAGGCAUCAAGAUCGUCAACAGAAGGUGUGAAAUCCGAGUUCACUCAAGUCAAAAACAACGUGCGCAAACUGCAGCGACAACUGGAGAACGUCGACGAGGAGAUCAAGAACCAAUUCAAGAGCUUCCUGGAGGAGGCGGAGGGGAUAUUGGCGACGUGGAGGAAGGGUUUGAGCGCCUGACAACACAGUGCAAACGACUGGCCACACACUUUUGUGAGAGUGAGACCAGCUUCAACAUAGAUGAAUUCCUCGACUCGUUCAGAGAAUUCUGCGAGAAGGUCAAGGCUUGUGAACAGGAACUGGAGUCUUGGAAGCAGCAGGCUGAGAAGGCUGACAUGAGGCGUAAAGUUCAAGAACAGCUGAUGGAAAAGAGGAAAAGUGUCAGCAAGAACGGUCAGUCGCAGGAUCAAACGCAAGGGCAAGGUCGGGACAGUAAGAUCGUUGACAACCUGGUCAGCGAAAUAAAAAGAGGAAACGUCCUCCGCCGUCUGUCCAUGAAGCGCAAGACGAACGGACUGACGAAAAACACCGAAAGUGUUCGUUUGUAGCAUCUGUGCUCGUGGAGACUUGGUGCCUUGGGGUUACACUUUGUUAAUUUGUAGACUAGUAGUUAAGCUUUGUUACCACAAAAUUGUAUCUGGAUCCCCAGUUUCCCCAACUUCCUGUUUUUGAUCAUUCCUCAUUUUCUAAACUGUUUGUCUUGUGGGUACAUUAUUUUGAAAAUCUACUGAGGAAAAUCUACUUCAAGACACGUUAGUUUGUUUUCUCGAAUAUUCGUUCCAACGGGCACUUUGAUUUUGCUGAUUUCAUGUUCUAACAUGUGCACGUUCCCUAUACAUGACAACCGAAACGUUGUUUGCAUCCUGCCGCUUCCAGAGGCUUCAGUGCAGGGCAAAGUGCAAUUCUGCUGCAGCAGGGAAGGCAAGAUAAUAUCUUAAGUUCACAGAUCUCGUGAGUUAGUUUCUUAUGUAUUUUUGUUUGUUAAUGAUACUUUUGAUGAAAAUGUUCAUCUUUCCUCGAGAAAAAAAAUCGUAAUAAUCAAAGCACAAAAACCACAGGAAAUUCUGAAUCCAGCAACAAGGUACGGAACAUGUCUGAUACCGACUUCAUCACAACAGGUGUCACUGCGGUGUGAAUCAAACUGACAAUAAGGACAGGGACAACCUGGUCAGUAUUGUAUCAGGCAGGUUUAGCAGAAUCAGUAGCAUUGACUAUGUCAUGGCACCCUUGGGUCUACAGUAUGUCUAUGUUCAUACUGAAUAUUCACGCUGCCGAACCCACGACACCUGCCUUGACUAUAUUCACAGGGGCUGUGUAGCAAGCGUCGAGACAAAGCUUAUAAACAUCACAACAAGACUAUAAAUAUUUGUUAUCAGCUGCCUGUCCCCAGGCUUUAGAAGAUGUCCGUUUCGGGACUGAGAUGAAGACAGCAACUGUUCCACUCAUUACUUUGAGUUAUUUUCACAAAGCUUUAGGACAACUGUAGGUCUUCAGGGUCAGCAGCCAUACUUUACAAGGGCAUGUAACUCUUGACAGAUGAGUGAGCAGCUUUGUGCGAGUUAAUUCGAGGUUCCAGCCUUUUAACCUUUCGCAGCUAACGGUAGUUUGUUGUUUUUCAUGCAUGUAAUGGGAGCUACAGCAGUUACACACUAAUCAGAGGUAGGUGUAAUUAGAGCGAGUGCAGUCUCCACAGUUUUUGUGUAUUACACACUUGAUGCUGUAACUCGCGUGGUUGUAACGGUUUUGCCAUAGCACGGCUGUUUAAAGGAGAAUCACGUGACCUGGUAAAAUUAUCAGUAGCGGCCAUGGCUUAGCUUUAAUGGUUACUGAAAACCAGAGAAGCCAAGUAAUAUGUGCAUAGAUUAAGAACUAUCUUUAGCUGCGAUCCCUUCUAUAGCCGUAUUAAGUCGGAGAAGUGUAAAGAAUAUUUUUUUUUAAACAAACUUGUCGAAAGACAGCCAGGGGAAACAUAUACAAGUAUUCUUUACUACUAUACCAAAAGAACUUUUGCACGAGUAGCACAUGGUGCGAGAGAGAGUGUGUGUGUUUGUGUCAAAUACGUUGCUAAUGAGGUGAAGGAAAUGAAGUGUAGAAGACCACUUGCAUUUUGAAAAACAGACUUCAUGUCCGUCCAACGGAGGAAGUUAACAAACACAACGCGCUGUUGUGAUGUUUGCAGGUCUGCGAAUUUUAUUGAUAAUUUUGAACACGAAAUAUAUUUUAAUACAUUUUGGGUUAUAUUGUUACUUCCCAACUUUAGUCUAUAGGCAGAUACUGCAAUAUUAUUCACUGACAAAAUGUUUUUACAAAAAGAAGUGUCUGUAUGUGUAUUUAUAAGGGUGCGUUCCGACUAAGGAAACGAUUUAAAGCACUAAAAGGCUAUUUGUUGUAUAUCUCUGCUCUGUUAUAACUUAGAGUGGCGACUGGAAAGUUGGACAGCACGUGUAAAAGGAAGCGACAACAAAACGGUCACGUGAUACAAGUUUUAAAAAGAGAGAAAAAUUCAAGGUUGUUGACUGACAACAAUUCACAGGCAGUUGAGCAGAGUCGUGUCUGUCACGCUUCAAUGCACACAGAGGCGAUGAUCCCGAACGAAACUAAGUCGUGAUAUGAUAAACGAUUAUUGGAUUAUGGAAGGUAUUUUACCAUGAGAUUUUAAACCAACCAGUCUUUUGCACGCGGGACAUCGAAUCAGCGAUGACUUACAUGCGGACGUAUAAUAAGCACACCACGGACGCUGCGAUUGAUCACGUGACUAGCUUUGCGUCGCCCUCGAUUUUAUGGACACAGGCAACAAAGCUAUGCAUGUUAACUGACAGUUUACUUGUAUUUAGUAUUUGUUAAUCAAGUAUACUUUUAUCAGACCGCUUUCAAAGAUUAAAAUUCCUGCUGAAGUUCAAUGGCGUAAAUAUGUUGACAAUGAUUUGUCGAACUGUUCAUACUAACUGAUUAGUUAACUGCCAUAAAGUAGUGCUCUAGUCAAUACAAAUUUCUUCAUGGAUAAAACGUUCCUGUUAUAAUUUGUACGUUAUCUGCCAUGUCUUCCAGAAUUUUAACGUGAUGCAUUCAAACUGUAAAAUAACUGUACAAAUUUUUAUAGUUUUUUAUUUGUGUAUUUGAUGUUUUGAGAAUCUGAAUUAAACGAUCUUGUUUGAA